CCCCGCUUCCAAACGUAAGCCAAACCGCCACGACGAUCGCCAGAAAUGACGAAAGUGUCCCGGUGGAAGUCUUUCAUUUCCCUUGCCGUGGCCGUCCUCCUCCCCUUCGCCACCACCUUCCUACCGGCGCCUCCCAGGAAUGACUUCCACUCCCUUUUCCUUUCCUCCGCCGCUCCUCCGGCCUCCAACACCACAGUCUCCGAUCACCUCCGCCGCCUGACAGCCCGCCCCCACGUCUCCGGCUCGCCAGCAGACGCCCUCGUCGCUCGGUACGUCAGCGACGUCCUAUCCUCGGCGGCCCUGCCGACGCACUCCGUCCGCUACGACGUCCUCCUCACUUUCCCCUCCUUCCGCUCCCUGACGCUCUCAUCCCCCGAACUCCGCCUUCCCGUCGCCCUCCCGCUCACUCAACUCCAUGUUCCCGGUCACCCCUCGCCGUUCUCCGACGAGGUGGUACCCACCUUCCAUGCCUACGCCCCCUCGGGCUCUGCCGUGGGUCCCGCCGUCUAUGCUAACUACGGCCGACGAGAGGACUUCUCCGCCCUUGCGCGUCUCGGCAUCAACGUCUCCCGCUCCGUCGUCGUCGCUCGGUACGGGAAGAUACACCGCGGCGACAUCGUCAAGAACGCGCACCACGCGGGAGCGGCCGGAGUGGUCAUCUACACCGAUACGGCGGACUACGGUUCCGAGUCGGACGGGUGGUUCCCGGAGUCGAGAUGGAUGCCACCAAGCGGAGUACAGGUCGGCACAGUAUAUAACGGUGCGGGCGAUCCGACGACGCCCGGGUGGGCAAGCACCUUGGAAAUGGCCGGCGGAUGCGAGAGAGCCGGGCCGCCGGAAGGUGCAGUGGCGGAUAUACCGUCGCUUCCCAUCUCCGCGGCGGACGCGGCGAUCAUCUUGAAGGAGAUUGGUGGGCCGGUGGCGGACGAGGCGUGGCACGGUCUAUUGGACGUACCGGUUUAUCGACUUGGACCGGGUCCGGCAGUUCUCAACCUAACGUAUAUAGCAAAAGAGAGCAUCACGACGAUCGAAAAUGUUUUCGCUCUGAUUCGAGGGACAGAAGAGCCGGACAGGUACGUUAUAUUGGGAAACCAUAGAGAUGCUUGGACAUAUGGCGCAGUUGAUCCCAAUAGUGGUACUGCUACCUUGCUUGAGAUUAGUGGGAGGCUGGAAAAACUGAUGAAGCGAGGUUGGAAGCCUAGAAGAAGCAUUAUCUUGUGUAAUUGGGACGCAGAGGAGUAUGGAUUGAUCGGAUCAACAGAGUGGGUUGAAGAGAACAGAGAGGUACUGAGAUCAAAGGCUAUUGCGUAUCUAAAUGUAGACAUUGCAGUCGCCGGACCAGGCUUCCAUGCUUAUGCAACCCCCCAGCUAGAUGACAUCCUCAAGCAAGUCACGCAACAGGUUGAAGAUCCAGAUAACUCUUCAAGAACUGUUUACGACGCAUGGAUAGAUUCUGGGGACACUCCGCUUAUUGGGAGAUUAGGUGGCGGUGGCUCGGACUAUGCUCCUUUUGUGCAACAUGUUGGUGUUCCAGCUGUAGAUAUGUUCUUUGGAGGAGGAUACCCUGUGUAUCACUCCAUUUAUGAUGACUAUCAGUGGAUGGAGAAAUUUGGGGAUCCAAUGUUCAGGAGACAUGUAGCAGCUGCCAGCAUUUGGGGAUUACUUGCACUACGGCUAGCAGAUGACAAGAUAUUGCCCUUCAAUUAUCUAUCUUAUGCCACUGAACUACAGUCAAGUGCUAAGGAACUUGAAGCAGGGGAAAUUGACAAGUCAGUGAGCUUUGUCCCGCUAUACGAAUCCAUUGAGAAGCUUAGAAAGUCCGCCGUCGAAAUUAACAAGCAGAAGGAGUUUGCAAGAGAUGCUUGGUUUUCAAAGUGGACUAAGACGCAAACUUUGCCGGUAAGAGACUUGAAUGACAGGAUGAUGAUGGCUGAACGUGCUUUCACAGAUGCAGACGGGCUCUUCAAAGGACCUUGGUACAAGCAUCUGAUAUAUGGGCCAUCCAAGCAGGAUGAUUAUGGGUCCAAGUCCUUUCCUGGGAUAGAUGAUGCCAUUGAAGAGGCCAAGAAUGCAAACUCUCUUGACCCAUGGAAGCAUGUUCAGCAUGAGAUUUGGAGAGCUGCCAGAGCCAUCACGCAGGCAUCACUGGUUCUGAGUGGUGAAUUCACAUGAAUAUACGUGUUAUUGAAUCCAUGUUUAAUCUUGUUCAUUGUUUUUAAUUUAUCUUCUUGAAACAAGAUCAGAUAUGUAAAACAGAAAACCUCAUCCUCCUGAAGAGAGGAACUGAAAGUCAGGAUUACGUCAAAUGCUAAAUUUUAUGAUAUCAAACUCGAGUGAGCAAAGAAUGCUUUCGACAAUUCAA
Molecule: messenger RNA, 2362 nt
Organism: Nymphaea colorata (pocket water lily)
Lineage: Eukaryota; Viridiplantae; Streptophyta; Magnoliopsida; Nymphaeales; Nymphaeaceae
Product: probable glutamate carboxypeptidase LAMP1
Exons: 12
Coding region: 46-2172 (708 amino acids)
Molecular function (GO): carboxypeptidase activity
Source: RefSeq, a predicted model, not a curated record